Besnoitia besnoiti is the source of this 4338-nucleotide messenger RNA. RefSeq lists its product as uncharacterized. The record is from RefSeq and is a predicted model, not a curated record. The transcript is spliced from 3 exons. Gene Ontology annotation, molecular function: protein binding. NCBI's taxonomy places the organism in Eukaryota, Apicomplexa, Conoidasida, Eucoccidiorida, Sarcocystidae. The coding region runs from base 1 to 4338 and encodes 1445 amino acids.
AUGAGUUGGAAACUGAUCAACUGCAACUCCGGUGAGGUGUGGGCCCUGCCCCCCUCUUUGUCUUGCGUGCCUAGUGGAUUUUCACAGGAUGCUGAGGCCAGGAAGACCGGCAGAGGCAGCGAUGUGUUUCGAUCCGAGACGGCGAAUGCGCCGCAACGAAAGCAUCACUCUGCGGACUCUCCCUCGUCUCUCGGAGAUGCCGAUGAGGCCGUAGACUACGCGUUUAGCGUCGGCCGGAGUCCCCAGUGUGCGCUUCAAAUUCCAGACCGCGGCGUGAGCCGCCUUCACGGCUGCUUCCGAGUUUUUCCUCCCGCGCCUGAAGCGAUCUUUCUCUCUUCACGGGAUCGUCUUCCUCUUCCGGAGGGAGUCGCGUCGCCGACCUCGGUGCCAGAAAGCAGUCUCGAAGGCAACGAGCCAUCCCUCCCCGGUCGAUCCUCCAGCCUUCCACUCACCACACCGACGCAUGAGUCACACCUUCACGCACACCUAAAACCUCUGCUGACACCCCCGCCUGUCUCGCCUGUCUCCUGCAGCUCCGCGCUCUCCUCUGGGUGUCGCGUAAAGAGAGAGGGGUUAACCGAGACGCCGAAUUCCUGUUCUGCUCGCGGUGACGAUGACUCUUGCCGGCGGCGGCUUGUCCGCUGGUCGGUGACUCAGACCGGACGCGUGUUUUUCGUCGAUUUUUCCACCAGCGGCACCAAGCGGAACGACGUCCUGCUUCGCUACCCGCCUGAGCUCCGCGAGGCGCACCGGAGGGGCCGCGCGGGCUCCAAAUCCAAGGAUGCAGGCGUCGCAGCAGAGGACCCCACGGGGACGCGAAGGUGGUUCGAGCUGUUUGACGGCGAUAUCCUUCGUUUUGGCCCGUGCUCUUCUGACUUUGUGCUUCGCUUCUUCCCACUUGUCUUCUGUCUCUCCUCGUCGCGGCCCCUAGCGUCUCCCUCGAUCUCCGCUGAGCAGACGCCGGGCGCCGCAAGAGCCGCGUCCGACAGCGCGCGACAGGACGCGACUCCCACGAGCGCGGAAGUCGUCGAUGAGCUGUGCGAGAGAGGCAGAUGGAGCGGCGCGUAUUUCCUCACGGAGCGAUGGCAUCCGGCGUGUUGCGCGUUGCUUGUGCCAAGUCGCCCGCCGCUGCCGCGGACGAAGCUUCUCGGGUGCAUUCUAUCGAAUCGCCCGCUUCUGAGUCCCUCGAUCUUUCCGCUGUCGCUUCUGCAGCCCACGGAGGGCGCAACGCCAGCCCCGCCCCGCGCGAGAGGCAUCUACCUAGCAAGAUGCCUUCUCGAGGCAGACGGUUGCCCUCUCUGCCUCUCUCCCACCUCGCCGGCAGCGUGCUCCGGCGCCGAAGCGACCGCCAAGUCCGCGCUGAGCGGCAGCGGGCCCUCGUCUAUUAGCCGCGAAGCCGACGCUUCCUCCCGCGCGGCGGAGGCCGUUCGCCGCUGUGCUCGCUGCCAUCUCGCGCAGGCGCAGCGCGAGGGCGGGCGGCAAGGCGAAAGCGCGAGAGAAGGAGAGUCGAGCCUAGGCGUCGCGUGCUCGCCAGAGGCCGAGACUGACUGGCGACGCCUCGUGAAGGGAGAGGGCGAAGAGUCAACCCUCGAGGCGCGCUCGCGGGUCAAGACCGAAAAGGACCCCCGCCAGGGCGCAACCCGAGUGGGGCCGGGCGCAGCUGCAGACAGGGCUGCUUCGGAGGACGAGGGGAGCAAGAGGAGGCAAGCUCGUGGCUUUGCGAUUGCCGAUGCGUUCCUGCCAAUGGCCGCCAUCAACAGCCACCAGAUCCUGAGGGGCUACGCUAAACAGCCUCUCUUAACUCCGCGACAGGAUCUCUUUCGGAACUUCGUGUUUUGGCUCUUCUUCCCGCCGGCCGGCGCUGAAAGCCACAACUGGUUUCAACGCGGAGAGCAGGCUGAAGAAGACAGAGAAGAGCCGCGGAAACGCUCCAGUCAGCUUGCGGAGCUCCUCAGGCAGGGGCGCGUCCCCGUCAUCGACCUCUUCGCCGCCGCACGCGAGUCUGCGCCUUCGUCCGCUGCUUCGCAAGCCUCUGUUCUCUUUUCGGCUCCCGCCCCCGCGCGUCAGGAGGCUCCUUCCUCGCGGGGACUGCUUUCCGCGCGCGACUGCCUGCUCGCGCUGGAAGACGACUCGCUCGCGGUGCCCAGCGCAGCGAAUCCGCCGCAGCAGGUCUGCCCGGUGCGCUUGGCUCACUGGCUUCACACGAAACUUGAGGAAACGCGGACGAAUCGAGAGGAAUUAAUCGCGUCUUUCCGUGGCUCUCCUCAGGUUGGAGCAGCGGACCGCGACGCCACGACGCAUGCGGAAACGUGGAGUGCGGCUUCGUGUUUGCCUUGCCCAGCGCUUUCCGCCCGCGGCUCCUCACCACCGAAAGAGAGUUUUGUUUUGGUCGUUCCGAAGGACCUCGAAGCCGCGGCACUGGACUCCAAGACAGCGUCCCUCCUCACAGGGAUCCUCCUCGCCAUGUACCUUGCCUUUUCGGGGUGUCUGCCUCCCUUGUCGACCGCCUGCGCCUCUCCCGCCCACGACUGCUUGCAUCUCUCCUCUGUGCGUGCCCCCUCGGUAGCGUCUGCUGCGCCCGCGGCGCGUCACGACGCGCCGACGCUUUUCGUCUGCUCCGAAUUCCAGAUCGCACUGUCCAUUCUUCUGGGCGUCCCCCUGUUCCCUCUGUCGCGAGGCGGAAGUGCCGGCGGCAUACGCCCGGCGGCAGGCUGCGAGGCCCUCGCGCAGAGCCUCGCGCCCCGCGACUCGUCCUCGGCUGCGCCGGGGGGGGCGUCGCAGUCGCUGGAGCCGUCCACGAAGAAGCUGGAGGAAAGCGAACUCUUCCGGAGCCUGCGCGAGGAAGCGUGGCAGCGCGCGCUGGCCGUCGCCGGCGCGACGAGCCGAGCCGCCAGCCGCGCAGAAGCAGAAGCGCAUAAGGAGGACCGGCGCAGAGGCGCGCGCGGCAUGGGUCAAGUCACAGGGUGCGCUCGCGACGCCGACCGAUCUGGCGACGCGCAUGCGAGGCUGAGUCUCCCGAACGAGCCCCUCCACCGGACGCCGGCUUCUCAAGUCACCAGGGGCCUCCAGGGCACCGCCGUCACGCCCUCACCUGUGCGCGCAGCCCCUUUACUGCUCCCCGCUCGCGCGGCUGCCGCCUCCUGUUCGCCUCGUAAACGUCUAGGUCCCUUGCGCGGCGCUAGGGCAGCAGAGGCCCCGCUGCAGCUCGUCGCUGUGAGUUGCCGGCCGAUGGGAGUGGACAGCCGGGGCGAAGGCGCACCCUGGUCGUCGGGAGACUUCGCAGAGCCUGGCGCAAUGGGCCUCUCUGACGGCCUCGCAGCCUCGACGUCGGCGCGACAGCGUUCAAGCUGCGGCGUGUGGCGGCGCAAACGCAGGGCGACGAGUGAAGGAAACGGCGGGGAUGGAGGCGAGCACAGCAGGGAAGGCGCAGGCGAGAAGGACAUGAGCCCGCGAGUACGAGCCGAACGACCUGCCCCCCAGGCAGCGCGACAAGAGGUUGGGUGCCUUCCAAUGGAGGAGCGGCAAGAGGUCGCCCCGCGCUGCGGUGACGUCAAGUGCUUCCGGAAGAAUCGAGUGCUCCAGCGGCGACCCAGUGGAAAGCCUGAGCGCGUCAGCCUUGCGCCGCUCACUAGUUGUCCUCCUGCAGCUUCGUCUGGCUCCUUCUCCCAGCCCAUGAAUGGCGGGCGAAGCGAGGAGGACGAGGCGGAGACAGCGAAUGGAGGGGAAGCCGGCGGAAGAGCAAAGCACCCAAACCACGCCAAGGGCGUCGGCGGGCUCGGCCGCGUCUCGCCUCUUCGCGCCUGUGCGGGAGAAGAGGAAGCGCAUGCUCGGAGAGGAACAAGAGAGUGUGGCGGCGCAGAGCUCCAAACGGGCUUGGAGUGCUGUUUGCCGGGGAACCAUAGUCGCAGCCGAUGUGGAGAGCGUCCUCAGGGCUUGAGGGGUUCGACGGAGCCGCUUCUACUGGGCGAACUGAAAGAAGCCACGGACGGGCCCCAAGGCAGGGAGGAGGUGCGAGCUCGAGGCCGGGCGGUGAGUAGAGAGGAGGAGACCGGGAGAGAGACACCCAACACAAACCGAGCCCGUGGCGCGGGCGGCGGCGCGCAGCACAGCGGCAAAGACGACAUGCAGGGGGAGAACAAGUGGCAAACUCCACAUGCGCAUGCGGAUUCAGUGUGCCAGCCGGUGACUCCAAGAGACGAACGGAAGAGGCCUGAAGGGCGAGAAAGCGAGGCGCCCGCAGGCGCUACACAGCCUUCGAGCCCAGCCGCGGAUCGGCCUCCGGCUGCCAAAGCGGCGGGUCCAGCGAAGAAGCGGCGUCUUCCUUGGCAGCAACGAUGA